This is a messenger RNA of Fusarium mangiferae, 1029 nucleotides long. RefSeq lists its product as uncharacterized. The record is from RefSeq and is a predicted model, not a curated record. The coding region runs from base 1 to 1029 and encodes 342 amino acids. Lineage: Eukaryota; Fungi; Ascomycota; Sordariomycetes; Hypocreales; Nectriaceae. The transcript has a single exon.
AUGACCAUAUCGUUCUCCGCGCCAUCUUCCGCAGUCUCGGCAAAGACGACGCCUGGAACAGAAACUUCAUCGAGUGGCAAAGAAGGCACGACGACUAGCACUGAAGCCAAUAGUGGAGCCGACACCACGAAUACAACCAACCAGACUGCAACGGCUACUACAACAGAUGACAAGACUACCGAGACGACGGCCGUGGUUUUUGAGACUUCUACUGAUACCACCACGGAUGGAAUCACUACCAGCACUACUUUCAGCGGCACCGGAGGUGUUACGGCUAGUGGAACAACAACUGCCACUGCAACUGAUGGGCCAGCUACCCUCAUUAUAACCACCAUCGCUGCCCCUACCGCCAGUAGCAGAACGACCAUUACAACGGCUGAGACGACCAGUAACGCUGAAAUAGCGACAGCCGGCGAGAGUUCCAUGACGACUGCUUGUGAUCCACACAGAGUUCCUACUGGAACCCUACCCCAACCAACAGUAUUGUGGGACAACAUCGAUGACGAUUCUCAAGCCAUUACUUUGCCUUUCCCGGUUGGAAUAUAUGGUUCUUAUGAAAAGACUGUUUACGUCGGCUCGAACGGCUAUGUGUCGCUAUACGGAGCGUCCUCCAGUUAUACCAAUGAUAUACUACCUUCUACUUCGAUUCCAUCGGUGGCUAUUGUAGCCUAUUGGACUGACCUGGUAGCUAUAUCCGGAACUGGCGAGCAGAUCGCGUAUGAUGUCUACGAAACCUCGAGGGGACGGACGUUCACUGUUGAAUAUAUAACAACGCGGUAUCAUGAUACCUCGCGAUAUUAUCACUUCACAGUCAGUCUCUAUGAGAAUCAUCCGGGUCUAGUUACUUUUAUCUACUAUCAGACUACCGCCAUGGGUGGAGAUGGAACCAUCGGUGUCCAGCAUCGCGAAUCGUUCUCGCUGUAUUCCUACGAUACCCCAUCGAUCCCUGAUCGGUCGUAUAUCGAGAUCGACACUAGCAACGGAAUUGCUGUCACGAAGCAUGGUCAAUUGAUCGAUCCUCAGUGUUAA